AUGGGUAAAAGAAAAUCUUCGGCCAAACCGCAAAAGAAGAUAAAGCAAAAGUUAGAUAUAACGUUUUCGUGUUUGUUUUGCAAUCAUGAAAAGUCAGUCAUUUGUACAUUAGAUAAAAAAAAUUCAUUAGGUGAAUUGCAUUGCAAGAUAUGCGGUCAAAGUUUCCAAACAGCUAUCCAUUCAUUGUCUCAACCAGUAGAUGUAUAUUCCGAUUGGAUUGAUGCUUGUGAAGAUUUAGCAGAAGAAGCCGAAGCUACUGGUACUGUACCCGAAGAAGACAAUGGAGAAUAUAGUGAUGAAGAGUACGGCGAUUCAAGAAAGAGCAGAGACCCAGCACUUGAAUCCGAUGAAGAUGAUUAUUAA
Messenger RNA from Debaryomyces hansenii CBS767, 363 nucleotides. RefSeq lists its product as uncharacterized. NCBI's taxonomy places the organism in Eukaryota, Fungi, Ascomycota, Pichiomycetes, Serinales, Debaryomycetaceae. The transcript has a single exon. The coding region runs from base 1 to 363 and encodes 120 amino acids. Gene Ontology annotation, molecular function: RNA polymerase II complex binding. Gene Ontology annotation, cellular component: transcription elongation factor complex. Gene Ontology annotation, biological process: transcription elongation by RNA polymerase II. The record is from RefSeq and is a predicted model, not a curated record.